Molecule: messenger RNA, 646 nt
Organism: Aphanomyces invadans
Lineage: Eukaryota; Oomycota; Saprolegniomycetes; Saprolegniales; Verrucalvaceae
Exons: 1
Coding region: 45-578 (177 amino acids)
Biological process (GO): protein targeting to ER
Cellular component (GO): membrane; signal peptidase complex
Source: RefSeq, a predicted model, not a curated record
CACGCCACGUAGCUCGGACAAUUCUCGAUUCCAGCACACGAGUCAUGCACACGUUCUGGACCCGCGCAAAUGCCGUGUUCAUGGCGGCGUUCACGGCGAUGUCCAUCAUGUGCACGAUGACAACGCUCACGACGUUCUUUCACACUCCUGCCCCUGUGGUGACCAAGCUCGAGCUAAACCAAGUGCAUUCGUUGCGCAACUUUCGGGACAAGACGGACCGUGCUGUGCUGUCCUUCGAUUUGGACGCAGACUUGUCCUCCGUUUUCAACUGGAACACGAAGCAGCUCUUCGUGUACGUUGUUGCCGAGUACGCAAGCCGAACGAAUGUUGUGAACCAGGUGGUCGUGUGGGAUGCCAUUGUCCCAACACGGCACGAAGCUCACCUUGUGCGAACGAACGAGAAUGUCAAGUACUUUUUGGCGGACCAGACCAACGAACUCCGCGAUGCCGAUGUUACGCUCAAGCUGAAGUGGGACGUCAUGCCUGUGUGCGGUCAGUUGCUUCAAUACGGUGCGGGCGAGGCGUCGUUCCGUCUCCCGUCGGAGUACUUUGGGUCGUCCACCAAGAGCAAGCAUUAAGGUCCUAAUCCAACAAGUCUCCAUUCGACACGUCGUUGUUAUUUGAAUCAUGAGCUGUCAUCACAUCG